UCCGUUGGCUCCGGGACGGACCCAGACCCACCCAAUGCUCAACCGGAAGCUCCUCCCACCAGGCAGCGCAGGAACGAGGCCUUUGUAGGAACUAUUCAGUGGAGCGGCGGGACACUUUGUCUUGAAGCACGCAGGAAGCGGAAGUCGGUGGAAGAAGCGUGCAUUGUGCAAAUUUGACUGAUUAUACUUGGAGGAUGAGCGUCAGUAGCCUCCUUCUGACAGGAGGCAGGUGGCGAUGUUUUCCAGCUCUGUUAGAGUCAUCCUUUUUCCAGACCCUACACAAUUCCUGCUGUCGGAAGAAAUCCACGACCCCUACAAAAAGUAUUCCCGUUGUUGGUAUGUGUGAUGAAAAUCCUAAGGAGUCUGAAAAAGCACUUGACAAACUCUUUUCUGCAAAACAACAGGCUUCCAUCUUACAUGUGCUGAAUACAGCAUCUGAUAAAGAACUUGAAGCAGUCAGGCUACUUCGUGGAAGAAGGUCCAACAAUAUUGUAGAACACAGAGAAAAGUUUGGGCCUUUUCAGAAUCUGGAGAGUUUAAUGGAUGUGCCCCUGUUCCAGUAUAAAACUACCAUUCAAGUUUGUAACUCUAUUCUUUUUCCCAAUGCUGGGAAAAAAAGAGAGAACCAGGAAAACCGAGUGUUGAGAAACCUUAUCAAUCCAGAAAUAGGAAGAGAAGAACUUAAGGCAGCUAACAGUAUUGUGUCCAUUGUUUUUGGUACUCGGAAAAUUGCCUGGGUGCACCUAGAUCGUAAUUUGGCAGUGCUGGACUGGCAGCAAAAUGAAUGUUGCCAGCUGAUUAAAGGAAAAUACCAGUCAUCUGUCUAUUUUCAAAAGAUUUCUUCGAUCAUUUCAAAGAUACCUGAAGCUGACUUCUAUGUUCUGCAAAAAAUAGGAAUUUCAGUUCAGAACUUAUCUCUGUUUCCUGCACUAUUACAUUUUCAUAUCAUAGAAGCCAUGCUGUAUACCAUGUUAAAUAAGACUUUUGCCCAGGAUGGCCGGCAUCAGGUGCUGAGCAUGAAUCGGAAUGCCGUGGGAAGACACUUCGAACUGAUGGUUGGUAACACACGGACGAGUGGAAAAGAACUAGUGAAGCAGUUCCUCUCAGACUCCGUACUGACGGCAAGACCUCGGGUAUUCUUCCCACCUGAUAAGAUAGUCCGCUACAGACAGAUGUUUUCUUCUACUGAACAAUAUAGAAUAGAAGAGUUAUAUGACUCACUGUUACAAGCUAUUGCCUUCUACGAAUUAAUAGUUUUGGACCGUGUACCUAAAGCCAGGUGUUCUGAAGAUCCACAUUAACAGAAAACAUGUUUGAGUGUAUUUAAAUAUUUAAAGUUGGGCAUUUGGCUAGUGAAUGGUUUACAAUAAACCAAAGAUAAAUCAGUAGAUACCAUAUGAAAUCCUGUGCCUUUUUGGUUAAGUAUUAAACAGUAAGGUGCCCCCUAAACAACAAAAACAAGCUGUUAUCUCCCUUUAGAAGCAAGUACUCAGGGGUCGGGUGGUAGCGCAGCAGGUUAAGCGCAUGUGAUUGGUGCAAAGCUCAAGGACCAGAGUAAGGAUCCCGGUUCUAGCCCCCAGCUCCCCACCUGCAGGGCAGUUGCUUCACAAGCGGUGAAAGCUGUGAAGCAGGUCUGCAGGUGUCUUUCUCUCCCCCUCUCUGUCUUCCCCUCCUCUCUCCAUUUCUCUCUGUCCUAUCCAACAAUGAAUGACAUCAACAACAAUAGUAACCACAACAAGGCUACAACUACAAGAACAACGAGGGGGGGGGGGAAUGGCCUUCAGGGACAGUGGAUUCAUAGUGCAGGCACUGAGCCCCAGCAAUAAGCCUGGAGGCAAAUAAAUAAAUAAAUAAAUAAAACAAAUACACGUGGCGCAAAGCGCAAAGAUCGGCUUAAGGAUCCCGGUUGGAACCCCCAGCUCCCCACCUAAAGUAGGGGGUCGCUUCACAAGCGGUGAAGCAGGUCUGCAGGUGUCUUUCUCCAUCUUCCCCUCUCUGUCCUAUCCAAAAACAAUAAAUAACAAUAAUAAUAACUACAGCAAUAAAACAAGGGCAACAAAAGGGGAUAAACAUUUUUUAAAAAGCAAAUACUAUUUGAAGAAUUUGCAUAAUUUUAUUAAUAGGGAAUAAUGACUUUUCUGGGUAGUGUUCUUUGCAGGAAUAAAGCUAAUUCUAAUUGGUAACAAGGCUGUGGAAUUCUCAGUCUAUCCGACCCAGAAUAAACAAGUUUUGUCUGUUAGGAUCAUCUUCCCCAACCUGCUCAUUGUAUUUAUUGUAAAUAGGGUUAUCAGCUGAGGCUCAGUGCCUAUACUACAAAUCUACUAUUCCUGGUAGCUAUUUUUUCCUUCCAUUAUAUUUUAUGUGAUAGGACAGAGAGAAACUGAGAGGGUAGGAGAAAGACACGUGCAGACCUGCUUCACCACUUGUGACCUGCAGGUGGGGAGCGGGGGCUUGAACCUGAGUCCUUAUGCAUGGUAAUGUGUGUGUUCAACUAGGUUCACCGCCACCACCCCUUCCUUUUUUUUUUUUUUUUUUUUUUCUUUUUUGGCUAUCAGGGUUAUUGCUGGCUUGGAGCUUGCACAACUCCACUGCUCCCGGCAGUCAUUUGUUUUUUCUUUCCUCUAGAUAGAAGGUUAGAGAUAGAGAUGGUAAAAACACUGCUCUACCAUCCAGAGCUUCCCCCUCCCACCCCGGCAGUGCUGUCCAGAGUGUUUCCAUGUGUUGCCGAGACUCAAAUCCAUGGGCCCACGUACAGAAGGCUAUAGCCCUAGCCCUAAGAAGACAUCUUUUCAGAAAAGUAACACUGGUGGGGUUUUUUUUUGUUCUGUUUUCCAUUACAUUUGCUUUAGUUAAUGCCCUCCUAUCUUACCUAGUCUCAAUUCAAGUUUCUUUGAUGUCAAUUUAAAAAUGAAAUGUACUUAUUUGGAGAAGGAAAAAAAUAAUAAACCUGAAAUCUUCACUUUUUGCAUC
This is a messenger RNA of Erinaceus europaeus (western European hedgehog), 2970 nucleotides long. It is a transcript of the gene TEFM, whose product is annotated as transcription elongation factor, mitochondrial. The coding region runs from base 195 to 1301 and encodes 368 amino acids. The transcript is spliced from 4 exons. Gene Ontology annotation, biological process: mitochondrial transcription; transcription elongation by mitochondrial RNA polymerase. Gene Ontology annotation, cellular component: mitochondrial nucleoid. Lineage: Eukaryota; Metazoa; Chordata; Mammalia; Eulipotyphla; Erinaceidae. The record is from RefSeq and is a predicted model, not a curated record. Gene Ontology annotation, molecular function: nucleic acid binding; DNA polymerase processivity factor activity.